AUGAAUGCUCCUCGCCGUGUUCUUCCUCAGGAGAUCCGUUUUACGUUGGAGUUCCAACCUGGUGCACCUUUCCAGCAGUCUAUCAUCAAUUCAAUCAUGGCUCCAUUCAACCUGGAUCAAUUGGACUGCAGCAUUAAUGAGAUCAUCUACCCCACUGCUUGGCCGAUUGGCUUCGGAGGCGACCCUGACCUCAUCGACCUUCCUACUCACUGGGUACCUUGGGACGACGACAUUGUUUCUACAUCCCAGUACCAUUUCUAUGUCGCUGACCUCGAAGUGUACGAAUCCAUGGCUGCCGUGGCAACUGCAACAGACAAUCAUCUUUCUAUGGUACCUGCAGGUGUCCCCUUUGACUUCCGCAUGGAGACCAUUUUGAUUGUGCACCAGUUGCCAUUGAUGCAACUCAUGGAGCUUGCGGCCCAGUCAGCUGACAGGAUCAUUACCUUGGAACGACGUCUGGGUGACGCUGAGGUGUCACAAAUGCUGGAGCAUGGUGGGCAUCAUCGUUGCAGAGUUCAUGGUAUUCAUAUUGCCCUCUAUUCACCAGCCAGUCCUUCUGAAGCGGUCACAGCCCCACCUGAUUUCGGCUCUCCAGCUGCCAUUGAGGAGACGAUGGACGCAGAUGAUGCAGGCUCAGAGCAGGGUACAGGCAACCCUCAAAACGAUGGAUCGGUAUUGGACCUCGCAAGGUCUGUUUCCACUCACAGGCUGACGUCUAAUGAGAUGCAUGCCCUUGACCACCUGGCUCUGCAAAUUCAUCAGAGGCUGGAAGCUUCGCGUUCAGUCCCUCACCAUUCAGCUGAGUAUGCCCGUGGGUCAUGGCUGAUGACCAGAGCUUACCUAGCCCGUGCUUUGGAGGACACAUUGGCCAACCCAUCGACGCUUGGUGGUGCAGCAUCUUCUGAUCCCCCGGGACUUGGGGGUCUGCAGUUGUCGUAUCCGCCGGCCCAGUUCAACUUUCAGAUUACCUUCGGUGCAGAUUCGGUGGUGCCAAUUGAGCGACUCUUCCGGUUCUUUGCCCUGGAAUCUUUGGUGUUGGACCCUGGGAGGACACUUUUUCCUCUUCAAGUUCCUCGUGACCUGGAGGUCGACGUGACCCCAUCGCAGUGGCGCAAGUAUAAGCCAGACUGGGAAUCGGCCUUUAAUGAGGAUUACGAGUACAUCGUCUUCCUGCCAGAGGGCCUGUACGCACAAGUCUACACUCAUAUGACUCGUGCCUUCCCCGAUCACAUAGUCCAAUGCCACGGAGAUGGACGUGUUGCCAAAGUGGACGUUCGGGUGAAGCCAAUGGCAUUCUCCGACCUGGCAGAUGCCCUUUACCAGAUGCAGUCAGAAGUUGACUCUCUCCAUGCUGAGGUUGCGAAGAUGCGGCGAUGCCAGGAACUGUUGUUCCACAAUCUUGCAACCAUCACAAAAGACUGGAUGGAGGUCAAUCCUGAACUUGCUGACCGUCUUCAUCCAUCGUGCCGCUUGCCACCCAUGACUGACUUCGCUAAGUUAGAGGCUAUGGUGAACUCUGCACUCCCCUUUGUCAGGGAGUGGGCUUCAGAUGAUCAUCACAGGGCACACCUGGAAGUUUGCUUGGCGGGAUGUGCAGCAGUGGCGAAGCAUCUGGCAUCCAGAUUCCAUUGGACGCUCAUCUCGGUCCUCUGCUCACUGGCUGCGAAGGUGUUGAUCACUCAGGAUGAAGCCCAAGCGGACCUAGCUCCAUCUGGGUGGAUCCCUGACAGGACGCAUCCCUGUUCAGUUAUCACCUUCACUUUAGCUUUGCCAGUUGAGCAGGCGCAUCUUUUGGUUUUCCAGCUCUCCGGAGCCCUUUCAGUGGUCACGGAGUGGGGCCUAUCUAACUCCCCAUUGUUGACCCCGGAGGAUCACUUGGUCUUCCGCCACCUUCGAUCGAUGCUUUUCGACUUGAUUACAGCUGUGCGUCUUGGAGCUGGAGGUCAGGCCGCUGACCGGCUGAUGGAGGAGCUACCUAGUCUUAGCCAGCCUGCCGCGCAAGAGUGA
Cladocopium goreaui is the source of this 2007-nucleotide messenger RNA. The record is from the annotation of a GenBank genome assembly. NCBI's taxonomy places the organism in Eukaryota, Dinophyceae, Suessiales, Symbiodiniaceae.